Messenger RNA from Eutrema salsugineum, 2643 nucleotides. RefSeq names its product protein ROOT HAIR DEFECTIVE 3 homolog 1. The record is from RefSeq and is a predicted model, not a curated record. NCBI's taxonomy places the organism in Eukaryota, Viridiplantae, Streptophyta, Magnoliopsida, Brassicales, Brassicaceae. Gene Ontology annotation, cellular component: endoplasmic reticulum. The transcript has 22 exons. Gene Ontology annotation, biological process: endoplasmic reticulum membrane fusion. The coding region runs from base 1 to 2421 and encodes 806 amino acids. Gene Ontology annotation, molecular function: GTP binding; GTPase activity.
AUGGCUACAUAUUUCAUAUUGGAUGCAGAUAAGAGCGAGGGAUGUUGUUCUGUACAGCUUAUUGACGGAGAUGGUAUAUUCAAUGUCUCUGGCAUCGAUCAUUUCAUUAAAGAGGUGAAACUUGGAGAGUGUGGCCUCUCUUAUGCUGUUGUUUCCAUUAUGGGUCCUCAAAGCAGCGGGAAGAGCACACUAUUGAAUCAUUUGUUUGGAACAAACUUCAUGGAGAUGGAUGCAUUUAAGGGAAGGUCUCAGACCACGAAAGGUAUCUGGCUUGCAAGAUGCGCCGGUAUAGAGCCUUGCACCCUUGUAAUGGACUUGGAAGGCACCGAUGGAAGGGAGCGAGGAGAGGAUGAUACUGCAUUCGAGAAACAGAGUGCUCUUUUCGCUCUUGCUAUCUCAGAUAUCGUCUUGAUCAACAUGUGGUGUCACGAUAUCGGCCGUGAACAAGCUGCUAAUAAACCUCUCUUGAAAACUGUCUUCCAGGUUAUGAUGCGACUGUUUAGUCCACGUAAAACAACAAUGCUGUUUGUAAUACGAGACAAAACCCGGACACCCUUGGAAAAUUUAGAGCCUGUCUUAAGAGAAGAUAUUCAGAAGAUAUGGGAUUCUGUUCCAAAACCUGAAGCACACAAGGAAACUCCUCUAAGUGACUUCUUCAAUGUUGAAGUUGUCGCUCUUUCCAGUUACGAGGAGAAGGAAGAACAGUUUAAAGAGCAGGUUGCUAGUUUGCGACAACGGUUCAUGCAUUCUAUUGCACCGGGUGGUCUUGCUGGAGACAGAAGAGGAGUGAUUCCAGCCUCAGGUUUUGCAUUUAGUGCAGAUCAAAUUUGGAGAGUCAUCAAAGAGAACAAGGAUCUUGACCUUCCUGCCCACAAGGUCAUGGUAGCCACAGUGCGAUGCGAAGAAAUUGCAAAUGAGAAGUUUUCGCAUUUCAUUACAAAUGAGGACUGGCGCCAACUGGAUGAGGAGGUGCAGGCUGGUCCAGUUUCUGGUUUUGGAAAGAGGCUUACUUCCAUUAUUAAAUCUUGCUUAUCAGAAUAUGAUGGGGAAGCUACAUUUUUCGAUGAAGGUGUCAGAUCUUCGAAGAGGCAUCAGCUUGAAGAAAAGCUUCUCCAACUUGUGAAUCCAGCGUUUCAAGAUGUACUGGGACAUAUAAGAUGGGGAAUGCUUGAAAAGUUUAAGGCUUCUUUUGAUAAAGCUUUAGAGAUUGGUGAAGGGUUUUCUUCAGCUUCCAGUGCUUGGUUCAAGUCUUGCAUGACCCAGUUCGAUGAAGAGUGUGCAGGUGCCAUCAUUGAACAAGCCAAUUGGGACACAACUAAAGUAAGGGACAAGCUAGUCCGUGACAUCGAGGCUCACAUUUCCUCUGUUCGGACUUCCAAGUUAUCUGAGCUUACGAGUCAAUACGAGUCAAAGCUUCAUGAAGCAUUGUCAGAACCGGUGGAAGCUCUGCUGGAAGGAGCGAGUGAUGAAACAUGGACAACAGUAAAAAAGCUUCAUCGGCGUGAAACUGAAUCUGCUGUUUCUGGACUCAGUAGUGCAUUAGCUGGUUUUGACAUGGAAGAAGAAAUAAGAGACAAAAUGGUGAAGAGCCUACAGGAUUAUUCAAGAGGUGUCAUAGAAUCUAAGGCCAAGGAAGAAGCUGGAAGGGUUUUGAUGCGUAUGAAGGAAAGGUUUGCUACAAUCUUCAGCCAUGAUUCUGAUUCAAUGCCACGUGUUUGGACCGGAAAGGAAGAUCUUCGAGCAAUUACCAAAUCAGCUCGAUCUGCUUCCUUGAAGUUGCUCUCAGUAAUGGCUGUAAUCCGAUUGGGCGAUGAACCUGAUAACAUCGAGAAGACACUAACUGUUGCUUUGUUGGAUUCAACAAAGAAUGAAACUUCUAAAAAGAGCAUUACAACGUCUGAUCCACUGGCUUCAAGCACUUGGGAUGAGGUUCCAUCAUCAAGAACGCUUAUCACACCAGUCCAGUGUAAAUCUAUAUGGAGACAGUUCAAGACAGAAACAGAGUAUACAGUUACUCAAGCCAUAUCUGCACAGGAGGCGAAUAGGCGUGGUGGUAACUGGUUACCUCCUCCAUGGGCAAUUCUUGCAUUGAUCGUGCUAGGAUUUAACGAGUUCAUGGCUCUUCUAAGAAACCCUCUCUAUCUCGGUGUCAUAUUUGUCGGUUUCCUUCUCGUGAAAGCACUAUGGACGCAAUUGGAUAUCCCUGGUGAAUUCCGCAAUGGUGCACUUCCGGGACUCAUAUCGAUAUCCGCAAAGUUUGUUCCCACGGUCAUGAACCUUCUCAAGAAACUUGCCGCGGAAGGCCAAGCUCCUCCCGCAGCUAAUCCAGAGAACCGUCGUUCGAGCACCAACAACACUUCUUCAAAUGCUUCCUCGUCAGAGAAUCUACCAGAGCACAAAAGUGCCUCAAAGACGGAUUAAGAGGAGCGUAGACAAAGAAUCUUCUUUACUCUUAAAAGGUUUGAUCUCCAAUACUUAGUGUUUUUACUUGUUCACUUUGCGCAAAACGCUGCGUUUUUAGGACCUUUUUGCUUUUGGUUUAGAACUUUUCUUUAUACAACACAAGUGAGUGACUUUAAAAGCGUGGUGGCAUUAUUUGAAUCGGUUGAUUAUUUUUCUCUGAUGUCAAAAAACAAAUCAAUA